AAUGGGAUACAUAGUGUCCCUACACGUCUAAUAGGGAGCCGUUGAGAACGCAGCCUUACUGACUAUACCUUGAGUAGGAUUAGAGCUGUCAACACUACGACUGCUACAGACAAAAGAGCAAUGUAUAAUAAAAUGUUUUCACCUAGGGUUUUGAAGUCAGUAGCAUCCCUGACAUGCAGGGCGUUUUCCCAGCAGGGCAAAGCUCCUGAUAUGGCUGAGGGAAACGCAUACUUGCUUGUGACCAAUGUACGCAAUCGGCUGAGGCAGAUCGUAGGAGCAUCAACCAACUGGAAUGAUCAUCAGCAGGCCAUGGCUGAGAGAAUCUCCCUGAGUAAACACCUCGCUAACAGUCAGGAGGAACUUCCUGCAAAGACGAUGAAGGAGAGUGAGAUUGAGGUGCAUCUUCCUUUAGGGACUCAGCCGUCACUCCGGGAGAAAUACCUCAACUUCCACAACAGCGUCAGGUUUGGUCGGAUUUUGGAGGAUCUUGACAGUAUAGCAGUGCUCAUCUGUUACUCUCACACGUGGAAUAAGGAGCUGGAGAGAUCACCUCUGUCUAUCGUCACCGCUCUGGUGGACAAAAUCGACAUGCGAAGGAACAUAAUCUACCCAGACUGCGAUAUUAAGUUCACAGGUCAUGUGACGUGGGUGGGAAAGACGUCAAUUGAAGCCAAGAUGCACAUGACACAGUUCCACGAUGGUGCUUACACUCCAGUGUUAGAUGCUACGUUUGUGAUGGUCGCUCGAGAUCCAGAAAAUAAAAGGGCAGCGUUUGUAAACCCACUGAAGCUGGAGAACCCGGAGGAGGAGAAGAUUUUCCAACAAGGAGAGAUUAACAAGAAGAGGCGUGUGGAGUUGAGCACAGCCUCUUUACUCAAGGUGGCUCCUACAGCGGAAGAGAGGACGCUUGUGCACAGCCUGUUCCUCAACACACUCGACGCGAAAACUGUUAGCUUCCGGAGUCGAAUCCUUCCCCCCAACUCUGUGUGGAUGGAGGACGCUAAGCUGAAAGGCUUGGAGAUCUGCCAUCCGCAGGAAAGGAACAUCUUCAAUCGGAUAUUUGGUGGUUUCCUGAUGAGGAAGGCGUAUGAGCUGGGCUGGGCCAAUGCCUGUGCAUUUGCAGGUUGUAGGCCCAUUCUGGUUGCGGUGGAUGACAUCGUGUUCCGCAAGCCGGUGGAGAUCGGCUCCCUGCUGCUGUUGUCCUCACAGGUGUGUUACACUGAAGGACACCACGUUCAGGUCAGAGUUCACACCGAGGUGCUCGACCCUUUGACCCGGCAGCACAACACUACCAACGUCUUUCACUUCACCUUCCAAGUGGAGAAUCCCAUUCCAGCUGUGGUACCGCAGAGUUAUGGAGAGUCCAUGCUCUACCUGGAUGGGAAAAGACACUUUGAGGAGGCGAUGAAGAGCCAGUGAACAACAUUCUGCAUAUGUUCUGUCCAUAAAAGAAGAUUUCUUGCAGUGUAAUGCAAUGCAGCCAAAAACAAAAGGAAUGUACCUGCUCUUUUUCAGAGCGGAUUUUAUGUUGGAUACGUUCUGUUUUUUAUGUAUGUGUAUACUUUGUUCAUUUAUAAAUAUAGUUUCAAAAUAUUCAAAUGAAAAUAUUUAUACUCGUAGUAACAUUGAACAUACUCGACAUUUUUUACACUUGUACAUUUACGCACAGGCUCUCACAACAAAAGCAGAUGUUAAGUGUAUUAGACUAUUUACUGUGUGUAUUGCAUGUUUUAUUAAGUCAUUAGGAGACAUUUUGUAUUUUAUAUCACCAUAUGGAUAUGCUGCUGAGUGUUUUCUGUAACCAAAGUAUCUAGCAAAGUCUUCGUCCACUACACUGCUGGAAGAUUUAGCAGAAAGGAUUUGCUGGAGUCCUUGUUACUGUUUAAACAGUAAAAUUAUUUGCACCUUUCAGCUCCAUAGUAUUUUUCUCCAAAUUUCUAAUCUCACUCCUUUUCCAAUUCAUGAAAGCUGUGUUAUGUGGUUGUUGCCUUGUCUGUAUAUUACAGCACAAAUGCUUAGCAACCUGGAAUUACUGCAAGGACUAUGAUAGCUAGCAGUUGACAGAAGGGACGAAGCGAGGAAGCAAUACGAGUUUUGAACACGUUGUGUUAUGAGGAUCUUAAUCAGUGAUACCAGUAAAGAACAAAACUUCAAGUGCACUUAUUCACCAUUCUGAGAAUAAUGUUACUUUGGCCUGGAAGGGUGUAAACACAAUAAACUGAAAGUUUCACGUUCUUAGCAUGUGCACAUCAUGUAUACAUCAGCUCUAUUAAGUCGAACAAACAUUCUCAAUGUAUAUCAGGUUUUUUUUUUUUUUUUUUUUUUGCUAUAACACAAGUAUUUGUUGUGUAUUUCUCAAAUGUUCAUGUUUUUAUGUUAAGCAGCCUUUUAAUAAAGUCUAAUCAAAGAUA
This is a messenger RNA of Pangasianodon hypophthalmus (striped catfish), 2411 nucleotides long. RefSeq names its product acyl-coenzyme A thioesterase 9, mitochondrial. Gene Ontology annotation, molecular function: fatty acyl-CoA hydrolase activity. NCBI's taxonomy places the organism in Eukaryota, Metazoa, Chordata, Actinopteri, Siluriformes, Pangasiidae. Gene Ontology annotation, cellular component: mitochondrion. The record is from RefSeq and is a predicted model, not a curated record. The transcript is spliced from 16 exons. Bases 121 to 1419 code for a protein of 432 amino acids. Gene Ontology annotation, biological process: acyl-CoA metabolic process.